UAUCCUGCGUGUGUGAUAUCACGGCGAGUCCCUCAGCGCACUGAGUCCCACGUGUUACUGAAGUUAUUGAUGGCAACAGUGGGCGCAUAAUAACUGGUCCGGCUCAACGAAACGUUCAGUCACUGAUUGCCCGCAACGCAGAGCGCGUGUCGUUGUCAAUGCGAAGCCGGUAUUGCGCGGGAGCUUAUACGAUAAACAUUUUAUUAUCUAGUUUACAAUAGUUCGAUAUAAACUGGACCUUUGAUUGUGAGUUACAGUGUGUAUCCUAAAGAUUUGGAUAGUCACAGUUCUAAAGACUGAAAGUGAAACUAAAAUACCGCCGAGUGCAGAAGAAGAACAUGCUGACUAGGUUGCUGACCCUAGCACUGGUGGCGGCGAGCUGGCACGCUAUCGACGCCUGCACCUGCUCUCUCGACCACCCACAGACACACUUUUGCAAAAGUGAUUUUGUGAUCGUUGGUAGAGUACAGAAAUUAUUCAAGGGAAGUGAUUUCUAUGAUGCGUACAAAGUUAAAAUCAGAAAUGUUUUUAAAGCAACCCCGAAGGCAGCAUUAGCGCUUAAAGCUGGGCGAAUAUUAACGCCUUCACAAGAUUCCUUGUGUGGAGUCGCACUUCAGCCUCGAGAAACAUAUAUCAUAACAGGCCGCAUCGUGCACCUGCAGGCACACAUACACCUCUGCGGUUACGUCAGUAAAUGGCGCGAAGUUACUCCACGACAACGGAAAGGAUUCAGACUGCUCUAUAAACAAGGCUGCACGUGCAAGGUUCACGUAAACCGACGCAGUACGAAGUCGCCUAACACUUGCGUGACGGGCUACGACGAAUGCUACGACCGACACGGCAUCUGCCUGCACGACCGCGAACGGCGCUGCCGUUGGACCAGGGCCCCGGCUCUCACGAGAUGUCUGCAGAAACAACACUUCAACAGCACAAUGACUUGAUUCAUCAAACGACUCGAUCAAACGUAAACAUAAAUCGUAUUAAACAUUUGUAUAUUUGAAUCGAAUCCAUAGAUUUUCCGGUUACCUUAAACUGUUACUAAUAAUAAUUUGUAGAAACGCAAUGAGUUACUAAGCCAAAAUCUUUAUCCUAACACGCCUUUAGGUUAGUUCUCGUAAUUGUGGUUAAUUACACACAGUAACAGAGUGUUUGUGUAUAAAUUGUUUCAAAGUUGAAUGAUUAACGUUCCGGCUAGUCAUGGUGAUGUCUAACAAAAUAACUAAGACCCAAAUCAGGCAGCAAGUGUAUGGCUAUGAUUUUGUGAGAGAUUGUUACGCGAUUCGACGAAAUUAUGACUACGUAAGACUUUAGUGACGAAUUUACUGUGAAUCAUUACCAAUUGUUAUUCUUUUAAAAUAUUUUGGCGGUUCUAAAUUGUUGUUUUGUCUCAUUGACAAAAGUAAAUUUGAUGUUAUUUUGUAUUAUUUAUUUAAGUUAUAUUUAUAUUUAAGUUAAAUAUUGUAAAUUAACAAAAAAUAGUGAUGUAAGUAAUUAAAAUAAAGACUUGAAACCAAAAUACUGUUCA
Melitaea cinxia (Glanville fritillary) is the source of this 1525-nucleotide messenger RNA. It is a transcript of the gene Timp, whose product is annotated as tissue inhibitor of metalloproteinase. The coding region runs from base 339 to 941 and encodes 200 amino acids. Lineage: Eukaryota; Metazoa; Arthropoda; Insecta; Lepidoptera; Nymphalidae. The record is from RefSeq and is a predicted model, not a curated record. The transcript is spliced from 7 exons. Gene Ontology annotation, molecular function: metalloendopeptidase inhibitor activity; protease binding. Gene Ontology annotation, cellular component: extracellular matrix. Gene Ontology annotation, biological process: negative regulation of endopeptidase activity; negative regulation of membrane protein ectodomain proteolysis.